Vitis riparia (riverbank grape) is the source of this 1238-nucleotide messenger RNA. RefSeq names its product acid phosphatase 1-like. Gene Ontology annotation, molecular function: acid phosphatase activity. Lineage: Eukaryota; Viridiplantae; Streptophyta; Magnoliopsida; Vitales; Vitaceae. The record is from RefSeq and is a predicted model, not a curated record. The coding region runs from base 341 to 1120 and encodes 259 amino acids. The transcript is spliced from 3 exons.
CGGAAGGGGUGGAAAGAGCAAUCCGAGAAACCCUCUUUUCUAUCCAAUACUGAGCCUUCCCUCCAUCCACUGCCGCGAUUGCCAGCUACAAAACUUAAUUACUUCACUCUCACGCAUCUAUCAUUCUCUGAAAAAGUACUCGCUGAUCUUCCCAAGUAAUCCAUUUUCUUAUCAUUCUCUGAAAAAGUAGUCGCUGUUCAUCCCAAGUAAUCCAUUUUCUGAUCAUCUCUGAAAAAGGGAAACACCACCAACCUGUCCGCGGAAUCUGAUUCCCCUUUUACUUCCUUAUAAAAACCCCAAUUAUCUCCCAACUUUCCUUUCCCAGAAUCCGUUUUCCAUCAUGAAUUCCCUUAGAAUUUUCCUUCUUUUCGCCCUGUUUUCCAUCUCACUUUCCCACGAACCAUUCAACUCCCACCUCCUCCCCAGGCCUCUGAUCCUCGAAUAUCCCCAGGAAUCCAGUGAGGAAAUUCAAUUAGAGUGUACGAGUUGGAGAUUUGGAGUUGAGGCCAACAACCUUGGUCCGUGGAAGACGAUACCUGUGGCGUGUGCGGAGUAUGUGAAAGAGUACAUGACGGGUAGGGCUUAUGAAAUCGAUCUCGGACGAGUAGCGAACGAGGCUGCCAUUUAUGCCAGGUCUGUGGAAUUGAGUGAGGAUGGGAACGAUGUUUGGGUGUUCGAUGUGGACGAAACGUUGUUGUCGAAUCUUCCGUAUUAUGCUGAGCAUGGUUAUGGUUUGGAAGUUUUUGAUGAAAUGGAGUUUGCUAAAUGGGUUGAAAAGGCUACGGCACCUGCUAUCGGGUCUAGUUUGAAACUUUAUGAAGUGGUUCAGAGUUUGGGCUUCAAGACUUUCUUGCUCACUGGGCGCAGUGAAAACCAAAGGAGUGUCACUGUUGAGAAUUUGAUCAAUGCAGGAUUCCAGAACUGGGACAAGCUUAUAUUGAGGGGGUCCAAUGACCAUGGAAAACAGGCGACAGUAUAUAAGUCAGAGAAGAGGAGUGAAAUGGUGAAGGAGGGGUAUAGAAUUGUGGGGAACUCUGGAGACCAAUGGAGCGACCUAUUAGGUUCUGAAAUGUCUCUACGGUCCUUCAAGCUUCCAAAUCCCAUGUAUUACAUUCCCUAAUUAAGGGUAAAUCAUUCCCACUUGUUUUAGUUUGAUUGGCUACUGGUAGACUGCAUUUGUAAGGAUAUUCACAAUUUACAAUGCCAAUAAAAGUUAAUACAAAUUUCAAUUAUGCCAA